AUGAACAAUGAUCGCCAGAGGAUUGAAAUUGCUCUGAGAUUGACGGUUUUCGGGCUUCUGAAUGAAAUUCUUACGGUAUGAGGGGAGACGUUGACCUCUAGAGAAUCUUUGAUUCUGAAUGUGUAAGGGGAGGAGAUUAGUUUUGCUGUGAGCAGUUCGAUCACCUUGAUUUAAAGUUGCAUAUUUUUUUUUUGAAGUUUAAGGGGGACACUGGAAGAUCCUCAUAGGCUUGAUAUCUUCUGAGGAAUACAGAAAUUGAGCCUGAACCUAGGGUUCUGAAGAUUCGGUGGGCAUGUUGACUCGGUCUCUCAAAAACAGUGCGUGAAGAAGUGUGUAAGCGAUCGCGGCCACUUGAGAGCCCCGGACGCCCCUCAUUAGUACUUGUUCUGUUCUUUUUUUCUCGUUCUGUUUCUCGUCUACCUGAUCUAGAUUUGCGAAAAUGGAUCAAGAACGAAUAAAAUAUUUGAAUGAAUGGGGGCUUAAAAAACGAAAAGGUUAUUAUAGAGAGUUUAGUUUUGAUUUUUUGAAUUUUAUCACUGUUUUGAAUUUUUUUUUUCCUUUUUUUUUCCUUUUACCUUUUUUGAAUUUUUGAGCAUGGAUUUCUAUAUAACUUUGCAAAAAAACGUAAAAAAACUCGGAUGCAGAAGAUUUAUUUCGGAAGAAGGGCUAUGGACCUUCCAGAUUUUUCGAUUUAUUUGUUUCAAGGCUUACCGAAAAUAUGACUUUUUUCGCUUGGCAAUCUUUUUUUGAGACAUUUCUGAAAAUUAGAACAUCCCAAAAAGAUUCCUUGUGUUCGAUUAUCACUCAAGAGAAGAAAAACUCGAGUUCCAGCCAAGAGUUUAUUGAAAACGACACGCUGUCAUGUUUUUUCAUCUUCCCAUUACUCAAAGCUCGUCUUUUUUAGCUCGCCCCUAACUCCGGCCAGUGUUGCCGCUUUUUUAGCUUUUUCUUUUCACUUCCAGUUUUCGGCUUUGAGAAACUGGAAACUUGGAUUUUGUAGAACUUCUUUCAAAAGGAGGAUACAUAUUAUUUUUUUUUUAGACGUUAGAGCUUUUAAAUGAUUAUAACUGAAUAAAAUUGAAUAUGUUUGGCCCUAAUUCACUUGAGAAGUCAGAAUUUUUCUCAUCAGUGAUUAAACUUAACGGAGAAAGUCUGAGUCGUUCAGUGAUCACUUAAGAGAUUUUAGAGUCACUCAAGUGACCACUAGAGAGGUAGACACUGCUCUUAUCAAUAGCUUCAACUGUAAAGGAAAAUCGACGAGUUUUUCUACUCCGAAAAUUCUGAAUAAAAUCGACAGUUAGAAGGGUUUUUUAGACAAAAAUUGCACAUUUUUGAAAGUUUUAUUGAUUUUUCCUGAGUUUUUCGGUGAUCUGGAGCGUCCAUAUAAUUCGCAUAGAAAGUUGACCCAUCAAUCACGAGAAUCACAAAAAAAAAUCAUCGAUUAGAACGGUUUUUCUGAAUAAAAUCGACAAUUAGGACGAUUCUUUAGACAAGGAAUCGCCCAUUUUUGACAGUUUUAUUAAUUUUUUGUGAGUAUUUUGGAAUUCCAAGCGCCGCUGUAGUGUUCAUAGACAAGCAGUUCAUCAAUCAUGGUUAUUGAAUUUUUAAAAAUAUGGAUACUUAUUCAAUUUUGAAUAUUUUCCCUCCUACUAUAAUUUUUAUAAUUUCGCGAGGCCUCCUCAUCAAUCACGACAAGUAGAUGACCGUUUUUGAGUUUGCGGUAGGGACAGCUGCAGACACAUGCUGUUUGAUUUGGCUGCCCCCUGUUUGCAGGUAGAUCUUCCUUCCCUUUGGUUCGGUCAUCAGCAGGGCUGUCCAUUGUUAGCCUUCUCCUCCUGUCUCAUUAAUCCCACUGGUCAAUCCUCCCCCCUUUCCGUCGUUUACAACGGCACCUACCGUUGCGCAAUCGCCACACUCUCGACGACGUGUCAAAACUCGGUAAUACCGGUGUUCUGGCACACCAGGAACACACCUUGUUUGUUUUCCUGUCCACAGUUUUUAUGAGGGUCAAUUGGAUUCGCUUUUUUGCUGCAUAAGAUGUUCAGGAUUGGAUAUUUCAUUCAUUGACAAGAAAAAAAAAAUCCAAAAUUGAAAGACGGUGAAAAUUAUCCAUGGAGCGCAUUAUCACUAGAUUCCUUGGCUCACUGAGGCAUCACAGUGUCGCGAACACUUCUUAAGGGAACCCUAAAGUGAUUUAAAUCCCCUGUAUGCAUCACAGUGACACUGGUACUUCUUAAGUGAUCUCUAAUGAAUUGUUUUGAAUUCUUCGUACAGAAGCACGCCUUGAUUUUGUUGUACUUAUCCUUAGCUUUUAUGAAAAUCAAUAAAAUCCGUUUUUUUGAUUGGAUGAGUAUGAAAAAACAAAAACUUGAAGUUACUUUCCAAAAAUACUGAUCAUCGAGAUUUUUUAAGGCUUCUGAGCACUUCCAAAUGUCUAUCCUUCUGAAUUAUUUAGUGAUAACUUCAGAGGUUUGAUGCCACUUAAGUGUUCACUUCAUUUUUCAAAGACUAAAGUGGUUCUAAAAUCUUGUGAGGAAGAAUCAUAGUAUCGCAACUCUCGAAAUGCUUCAAAAACACUUAAGGGAUCACUAAACGCUCAGAAGUCUAGGAAAAUUUUGAAGAUUGAAAAGAUAGUACUGAGACAUUAUGGCGCUUUCUCAGAGGAUUCUACGACUUUGAAGUAACUACUAAAGUGGUUCCUAAGUUUUCUAGGGGUCACCAGAAAAGUCAAAAGGAGUGAAACCACUAAAGUGGCCACUAAAACGAGGAACAUUGAUAUAAUCUUUUUACCAGACCUUCGAAGAACCUGGCUUCUUUAUGCUCUCAAGACUAGUUUUAUAGUUCUCAAACUUGGCGAGGAGUGAAAAGAGAUCGCAGACAAGUCAGAGUGUUUGAAGAAUGACCUAAAAGGAAAUUUUCGAUUGAAAACAGAUCUGGCUUUCAAAAUGACAAGACAAUUUUUUUAUCUUUGGCACUUUUUUCCCGCCCCAGAUCUUUUUCUAUUUGGUCUGAGAACUCAUGAAAAGGCCAAAACCUGGAGGCGAAACGGUUAUUUUAGCUAAUAACCAUAUCCGGCCGGUCUUACGUAAGUAAUUGGUUUGUCAUCGUCAGAAGGGGAGCUGGUCGAGCUGGCCCUGGGAUCCAUCUCAGCUGUCACGGCUCCGCCCGCUUUGUCGGCGGCGCCGCCUUCUUUUGCCCGUUGGCCACGCCUCCAAUGUCCGAAUGUCGCACGUCUUCGAUCUAUCACCUUCUUUUACUUGUUGUUAUUAUUAUUGAUUUUCAUUUUACUUAGAAUUUCAACUUUUUAAAAUUUUUAUUUGUUGCAUUUCUUGUUAUUUUUUGUCUCCAGUGUUCGAUGUCUCACAUUGGCGAUUUAUCACCUCCUCUAACUUCUCCUUAUCGCUAUUGAUUUUUAUUCGAAUUGAAAUGUAAAGCCUUUUUUUUUAGCGAUUUUCCCCUCUAAUAGGGCUUUUCCAGUUAUUUUUGAUUAUUUUUUAAAAAUUGGAUCACUAAACCUUCCACAUAGGAUCCAGUUCAUUUCCGAGCGGCGAAUUUCGCCAAGAAAAAUUUAUUAAAAUCUUCAAAAUUAUUUUUCUGACGUCUUUUGGGUUACUGUAGCCUUUAACAUUGCAAACACCGCCACGAACUCGCUGAAAAUUGUUUUUACGCGAAUUUUUUCGAAACUUUUUUUUGCUUUGUUUUUUUUUUUGCGUAUAUUGUUAUAUUCAUCCGUUUUUAAUUUUUAAUGUGGUUUGAGUAACUUUCAGUUUUCACUUGGCAAGAACAACUUUUUUUUCUGAGACUGCCCUUCAUUUUUUUCUCUGUUUUCUUACAAUUUCCAAUGUUUUUUUUCGUUCAAUAACUGUAUUUUUUUGUUGGAGUAUUUUUUUCUUGAUAUUGUUCAAAAAUUGAGGUCGAAAAAAAUCUAGAAGUUUUCAUUUUUUUCGGAAAAAAACGGGUGUCUCGUUACUCAGCUCUGGAUUCAAAGAAAUUACUUUUUAUUUUUUUGACUUUUCUUCCUAUUUUUUUUUUUUUUCCCAGAACGUUUGAAAUUUAGUCAUUUCAUUUUUAAUUGAAAGAAUACCAUGAUAUCCAAACCCUCAGAGCCAUUUCGAACGCCUUUUAGAAGCUUUUAAGCGUCGCCAAAUUGUUUUUUUUUUUUUCGUUCCCGGCCACUUUCCUCCGGUCAGAAAAGCCUUCUAAGUGGCGGGUUUGCGGAAAACAAUGCACUCAAUUCCUUUUCUUUUCCCACGUCGCCCUGUAUUUUCAGCUUCUUCACUUUUUGUGGUCUAAAUGCACCCGUUGAAAUAUUCAUUAUUGUGCAAUUAGGCCGAACUUCUCCAUUCUCUGAGGUUAAGCCUCGCCGUAUUAGUCCCCGGCGGCUCGUAUCAUUAAUUAUAAUGGGACCUGGAAGCUCAGACCAUGAAAAGCCGGCGGCACGUUUUUUUUUGAAGGUUGUAAUCCAGGAGAUUUAUUGCUUUUCUGGAGGGGUCUUGUAAAGUUUUUUGGAAGGGAUUUUUUUGUCUUUUUUAGGGAAGUAGUAGACGAAAUAGCUGUUUACUACUCUCCAAAAAAGUUUGAAUCGAAUAUUCGAAAAAUUAAUAGUAUCAAUUUUUUUUUCUUUGAUGAGUUUUCAUAAGUUUAAUGGGAUUUUAGAAAAGUUAGAACUUUCCGAAAAUGGAAAAUUUGAAAAAAAGAUUUUAUUUAAAUCAUAGUAUUGAAGGACUUAACACGAAAUUUCAGCUGUUAGGAAUUGAAAAAUAAUAUAUUUUUUUCUAAUUUUCGAAUUUUUUUCAGAGCGGCCCUGUUUAUCAGGUUCAUGUAAAUUUUUCGUAUUUGGUUUAAAUUUUUUUUCUGUUUUUUUGUGAUAUUUUUUUACUUAUCUAUUGAGGAGCUUCACAGUUUUAUAACAAGUUUAAUAUUGUAAAUUCAUCUUUUAUUCUAUUUUGAAGCUUUCAGAAAUAGUUUCAAGGCGCAAUUUUUCGACUGUAAUCGACUUUUUUUUUGACUAUUUUUAAAGUUUUCAAGGCGUUUUUGUGAUUUUUGGACUAUUUUUCUUGCCGAAUAAGGAUUGCUUGAACUUCUUGAAAGUUUCGAAAUGUUUUUAGCCAUUUCUCAGCGAAAAAUCCUAAGAAACUUAGUAGCGACCUCAUAGAUUGUUAACUUCAGUAGAACAAAAAAAACCUAUUAUUUUCAAUAAUCUUGGUUAGUGAUUUUUUUUUGGAAAGUAUCGAAACGUUCUAUUAACUUUUGACAGACCUCCCAGCUUGUUAUUCUAGACUGAAACUGUGAAAAAAGCUAUAAAAAAAGGAAGAGAUGGCGACACGGACAUGAUUUACAUGCAAAAGCGGUGGACAAAGGGCGCCAUUUGGCCGCGGCGGCACCGUAUGUCCGUUCCUCCAUUCCAUGUCCCCCAUGUGUGUUCCUGUCAGACGUCGUCUUCUUGGCUCGAAAACAUCCUGCCAAGAACCAACUUCUUUUGUAUCCACGUUCCUUCCUUGCAGCCGCCACCUGCCACACCUGUUCGUCCUCCCAGACUUUUCCUCUUUUUUCUACCCGACCGCAACUUUUUUCCUCUCUGGAAGGCGAGAAGCGGCGGUGGGAUUCUUUGAUGUGUUUCGGAGAAGUUCCGGUCGUCGUCUUUUUUUUUCUUUCUUUUUUCAAAUAUCUUAUUUUCAGUUCUCAUCCCUCAUUGAUUCGAUUUUUUUCCUUUUUUUUGCAAUCUAUUCAUCAGUUGGCACACAAGUAUCCUUUUUUUGAAAUUGUUCGAAUUUUCUCAGCCGGCUAACAUCAUCAGAUUGUAUUUUUUCAUUGGUUUUUCUGUAUUUUUUAUUAAAGAAAGGCUUAAAAAUCCGACCGCAACUUUUUUUUCCCUCUCUGGAAGGCGAGAAGCGGCGGUGUGAUUCUUUGAUGUGUUACGGAAAAGUUCCGGUCUUUGGCUUUUUUUUUGUCUGAAAGGUUUUUGAAACUUUUAGACCCUUUCAAUUUCCGAUUUUUUGUCAUCUUUCUAUCGACUUUCUCUCCAUACAAAAUUUACUUCGUGUGAAAAUUUCAAUUUUUUUUUCAAUUUUUGAAGCCGCUCCCAGUAUCAGCCAACCAUACUUUUUUCCAUUUUUCCUCACCUUCUUAGGUAGAAUUUUGAAUUAACAGACCUCGUUAGUUUUGAUUACAACCUCAAAAAAAUCUUUUAACUUUUUUUUUUAAAAUUCCGUUCCAGUUUGAAAUUUUUUCUUCUCAAUUUUCGUGUGAUUGCAUUUUUUUUUUGCUUUGAAAGCGUGUUUUUGACAUUUUUUGGAUUUUUCAUGAUGAAUUUCGCCGAAUUUCACAUGAAUAAUUAAAAAUUUUGAUGGUUUUUAUGUCCCGAAAGGGAGAUUUUUGAAUAUUUUCGAAAAAAACCGCUUUGAAAUUUUUUUGGUUAAUUGAAAAAAAUCAUUAGGAAGAAGCUCGAUUUUUAUGCUAAAUCUCUGAAAUUCUGAACUUAUUUCGAAAGAUUAAGUAACUUUCCAAGUUAUUUUGAUACUCAACCAUUGAUCUCUUGUUUUCCGCAAUCAAUCCGCGUUUUUUUUCAACUCGUGACAUUUAAUAUAUUCAAUAUUGUGUUUUUGCAGAAAUGCGGCGAUGCGCCUUUUCGUGUUAACAAAUUUCGUGGCAUUGGCGUUAUGCCAGGCGAUAAUUUAUCACUCGCCGGCGUUGAUCGACGACGUCAUCGUCUCCGGAGACACGGUUCGUCGGGCUUCUCCUCUUUCCCCCUUUUAUUUCGCCGCCAAUUUGUCGGAGGCGGCCGAUUUUUUUGAGCCUAGAUGAAAGGGGAUUAAUGAGUUUUGAGGUGUAAGAAUGGGUUGGAUAAGGUUUAGAGGUUAUUUUAAUCGAAUGAUGAGGUUUGAUUGGGUUGAAGAGGGUCCAUGUCCCCGUUCAAACAUGCUUAACUCAUUUCUGGUCAGCUUGGAAUAGAAAAAUUGAAGGUUCAGGGGCAGAAGUGAUAUCUAUCUAAAUUGUUUAGGUAAUAGUUUGAAGAAGGUUUAGAAGUUAAUUUACUUGAUUGAUGGGUUCUGAUUGGUGUAAAAAUGGUUUGAAGAAGGUUUAGAAGCUAAUUUACUUGAUUAUUGAUUUCUUAUCGGUGUAAGAAUAGAUUUUUAAAAGUGAGGAGUUUAUUUUACUCGAGUUUUGACAGAUGUCAAAGUGAUGGUUUGAGGGAGGUUUAGAGAUAAUUUUACUUGAAAUUUUGAGUUUUUCCUGGACUCCGGAUGAGUUUGGCCAGAUCUUUAAGGUAUUGAUUAGUUUUCCUGGCUGAUUUGGGAUCUGCGCUAGAAAAGAGCCCAGAGAGGAUCUGAUAAAAGAUAGGUCAUUCAAAGUUUUAAAAAAUGAAACUUAUUUUCCAGAUAGUUAUUGUUGUGAAAAGAGGUAAUGGUUUGAAGAUGGUUCAGAAAUAUUUUUACUCGAAACUUUGGGCUUUUCCGGAAGUUUUUCGAAAAUUGAGUCAAAUGAGAUGAAUAAAAUAAUAUUGUAAACGAGAAAUAUGUGGUUUUAAAGCGUAAAUUUUUGAAAACUGCCAUUUUUUUUGUUAAAUCCUCACUUCUUAAGAUCUUCCUAUACAAGGUUCUGGGGUAUUUUGAGUGAUGGUAAUUAUUUUGGGAAUAUAGUCGAAAGAGAUCGAGGCAAAAAACCUUCUUGCUGUCCCCAAUCUUUUUAAAGAUGUAUGUAAUAGUAUCUUCCAUUUUUCUAUCCAAAAAAAGACGUUAAGGGCAGUCAUUUUCCGUUUUUUUGCCACCCAUUCCGGAGUCGGAAAUGAGACGUCGAUUCACCCCCCUUGUGAAUGUGGAUUUGGAGACGUUUUCAAGUGUUCUGCGAGGACAAUGAGCCGAUGGGAAUGUGGCUCUUCUUCCGAGGCACACACGUCUUUGCAACCAAUAUCACGGCUUUUCCUCGUAUUAGGGGCUUUUGGAGUAAGAUGAGCCAAUUUUGAAGGAAUGGUAGGAUUUGGAAAGAUGUAGUUGAUUGGGGAAAGUGAUCUUCGAAACGGAAUGAUAUUUAUCUACCUUUUUUGGUUUUUCCUGAACAGCCAAAGGUAAUCUGGGCUUUCUGGAAGAGCUUUCCGACCUAAUGACCCCUUGAAAAAACGAUAAAUUGACUUGCCAAACUGCUCAUUACCACAUCAAUCAAUAUGAUGCCACUGCGCGCAAGUUGGUCCAGGUCGGACGAACUUGACGCAAAAAUUUUGGAGUUACAUUAAUUAUUUGGCUUGGCCAUUUUGAAAUGAAUCUAUUUUUGCCUCUGUUAGGAAUUUUGAAAUCGAAAUAAUCAAAAAUUGAUAAUUUUCUCAUUUUCUUUGAUUCGACUGACAUUUACGUGUAAGGUUUCUGUUCAUAAGCGCUUCAGAGCAGUUGCAACCGACCAAAAACGACUUGCGCGAUGUAGCAUCGAACAGCAAUAAAGCGAGCUGAUAAAUGGUCAUGGGAAGGUAAAAAAAAAAGCAUAAACUUCAAGAAAAUCGAUAAGUGGUUUUGUGGAGCUAUGAGUUAUUAUAUCAGUUGGGAAAUCUUUAGACCUGGAACUAUACAUGGCUUCUUCUGUGGUUUCAAAAUCUCAAUCAUUAUCUCAACAAGAUUGUGCUACUUCGAGAACGUUGAGAAUUACCAAACCAUCCAGAAACCCAAUAAAUUAACUCGCCAAACUGGCAAUUACCAUAUCAAUCGAAAAAUCUUCGACAUAAAACAUACUCGAACCAUCUGGGGGGAGACCACCACCCGCCGAGUUUAUCAACCAUUUUCCAUCGGUGCACAUUAAACGUGUGCCAAGAAAUAUCCUCGACAUGAUUUACAACAUUUGCGGUAUUCCCUAAGCCAUUCCAAGGUGCAACACGAUUUAUUGCACCUGGCACGCGCCUCGACGUCUUCUUCUUUUUUACCCAUACCUAUUCGAUCUCUCCGCUUUUUGUUGUUUACGAGCUGGUUUUGACCUUCCUUCUCCCUCCGUGUCCGAAAUGCAUUUCAGCCCAUGUUUUUUGAUGAUGGCUAUGAAGGCAGAUAUGGGCGAGAUACUAAAGGCGAAUGAUGAUCCAACUAGGUCAUCUUCAUCAUUCGUUUGGCAGCAAAAAAAGGGUCUAGUUUUUGAGAAGGCUCUGGCAGGAAUGAGGUUGGGGGAAGGGGGGAUUUUUGUUGAAAACUUAUAGAUAAUUCUUUCAUGAUCCAACUAGGUCAUCUUCAUCAUUCGUUUGGCAGCAAAAAAGGGUCUGGCAGGAAUGAGGUUGGGGGGGCUUCUGUUGAGGAAAUGUAGUUCAUUCAUUGAUGAUCCAACUAAGUACCGUUCAUCAUUCGUUUGGCAGCAAAAAGGGCCUGAUUAUUUGAAAAGACUUGAACAGGAAUAAAGGGGGGGGGGUCUAUUUUGAGGUAUUAUAGUUAGCUCGAGACAAUGAUAAGGUUGGAGAUCAGCGAGAGAGCGUGAGAAAGGUAGAGGUCCAGACUUAUUUUUUCUAUGGUUGGGUAAUUUUGGAAGCAGUUUCACACUGGAGCUUUAAUUUUUGCUUUUCAAGGAAACAAGGGAAGAGUUUAGGGGGGUGGUUUAGAAGCGUAGAAAGAGAAAAAAAAUUUUCAACGAGCUUUUUGAAUUUUUCCCUUGCAAGGUGGUCAGUUGAGAAAAACUGCUAGUGAUUAGAAGCUUGAGGAAGGUAUUAUGGCAAUAUUUUCCUUUCCAGGUGGUCAGGCUAGAGCUUAACAAGUUUUGAAAGCAAUAUUUGCAAUCAUCACCCCCUCCCCCUCUGAUAAGUUGAAAAUUGUCUAAAAGCUGUUUUCAAAGGAUUUUUACCCUGAACCUUCUCAAAUUACAUCUUUUCAAGGUGGUGAUCGGAGCGGUGAACUCGCUGAACACGCUCUCCAAGAAAGACCUCCAACAACUGUACAACGUGACGACGGGCCCGGUGCGUGACUCGCAGCUGUGCAGCGCCGACGGCAAGUCAUGUCUGCGCGACGUCAAGCCGACGUUGACCGAUGUCCGGACCAAAGUGCUGAUCCGUCUCCCGGACGGAAUCCUCCACUGCGCGUCUGUUCGUCAAGGUGAAGACUUUCAGGUGGAAUUGAACUGGGUGAGGAGAGGUUAUGGAAUUUUGAGCUUGCCUGCUUUGAACGGGAGGUCUCUAGUUUACUGGAUAAGCAUUUGUUUUUCUGACAAAAAAAAAUUGUUGAUUAAUCCUUGCUGUGAUGCUCUAUAGAACGAUCUGAACACAGAAAAAAGCAAAAAGUUAAGUUUUUUUUAGCUCAGUUUUUGAAAUUCUUCUAGAGUUUUUAGUUCUUUUCAGAGCUAUUUUUUGAACUUAUGGCGUUUCAAAGCUGCACCUCAUCAUAUAAAUUGUGGAAAGAUAACUUUCAGUGACUUUUAGACGUUUAUACCCGACUAAAAAGCUAAAAAUGUAUUCCUAGCGCAGUCGUUAGCGCAGGUGCUCCGUGAGUUUUAGGACGAAAGUUCGACUCCCACGCGCGCCAAACUUUUUUUUGCCAUUUUCCUUUUAUGUAAUGCUUUGAUACUUUCAAGUCAAGAAAAAAAAAUUAAUAAAAGGGUUUUGGAAUAUUUUACAGCUAUUUUAGAGUUUUUCAAAUCACUAAAUGAUAAAAUUUCAUAAAAAUCUCUUAGCCUUGAUGAAUUUUGAUCUCGAACGAAAUUUUGUAUACUUUUUCCAUUUUUCUCUUUUUUCUUUGCGACUUGAAAUUUUUCGAGUGUUUGCGUCUCUCUGUUCCUUCACCGCCGAGGUCAGAGUAAAAUGGAAAUAGCACAACAAUAUGAGAGGGUUGCUGAGAGAACAGGAGGGCGCAGGGUCCCGUCCUUCCAAGUCGAGAAAAAUUCACCAAUUUUUAUAUUUUUGAACAAAAUUUCUUCGUAAUUACCGAUUUUUCAGGCUCUUGCUCGUUCUACUCACCCAAACUACUACUAAAAUCGACUUCAACCGUUCCUGUAGCGGCAAACGACCCGGAAGCAUCGACAGUCGCCCUUCUCGUCGAGGACAAACUCAUGGUGGCGGCUUCUUCCACGACAGAGUCGCCCUAUCGAGAUCCAUUCCCCUCGGUCGCAGUCAGGGACCUCACCGAACUGAGUGUCGUCAAUGCAGGUGGAGCUCUUUUGCAAUGUCGAAUCUAGAAAAAUUAAUUUUUUUUUUUUUGUAUUAUUUCUCAUCAAUGCUUGUUGGAUCAACUUUACAAUCAGAAAAAAAAACGUGCUCUCCAUCACAAAAAGAACCGAUUUCCAGGCGAUUUGGACGGAGAGGCGGCUGUGUUCCUGCGGGCAGCCUACCGCAACGCAUUCCGUUACGUUUACGCAUUCAAGCACGAACAUUUCAUCUUCGUCGUCGCCGUUCAAACGCAGCGACAGAAUCGGCUCAGUUCGGCGACAAAACUCAUCCGUUUCUGUACGAACGACACGAGGUCCGUUGCAGGAAUGUUGGAGGGCUGAUGGGAUUAGUUGGCCGAUGAUGGAUCGUAGGGGAGGUGUAAUAAUUGUAGUGACAAGUUGUUGGGAAACGGGGUUUUCUUGGAAAUUUUGGAAGAAUCGGAAAAAUAGAGAGUUUUGGUUGAACUCUGUUUGAAGCAAAAGCUACAGAAUGAAAGGUUUGAAGGCUUGAAAUUAUCAGGAGUUUUAGACGAUGUUGAUCAGUUAUCGAUCGUAGGAUAAGUGUUAUAUUUGUGAUGAGAAGUUGUUGGAAAAUAUGAUUCUAUCUGGAAAGUUUGAAUAAGAUUGGAAUGGACGUUCCACUUCAAAAAGAAGUUUUGAGAACUUUGAUAAGUUUAAAGGAUCGGUAGAUGCUUCAGAAGCUUCUUAUCAAUUGUUAAUCCAAUUAAACUUGAAGCAUAAACUUUAGAUCGGAGUGUUUGAUAAGCUUAAAGGGUCAGAAGGGGUUUCAGAAGCCUCCGAUCAGGUGUUGAUCCAAAUCAGUUUGAAGCAUUAACUUUAGAUCGAAGUGUUUGAUAAGCUUUCCUCUCCCCCUUGAUUUUUUAAAAGGAUCAUAGGACUUUCGGAAGCUUCUGACCAGUUAUUGAUCCAAUUGCAGAUUGAAAAUUUUGAUAAGUUCAAAGGAUCAGAAAGAAUUUUUGGAAGCUUCUGACGAUCGACUAUAGCUUAAUAUAAAUCAAUAAAGAUGUAUUAUAGGAUAGAUGUUAUUUUUUUUAUGAAAUUUUUUAGGAAACAGGGUUCAUUUGAGUGAUUUGAAAAAGGUUCGAAUGGAUCUAAAUUUGUUCCACUCUGAAGACGAAAUAUUGAAAGUUUUGAUAAACUUAAAGGUUAACAAAGAGUUCUUGAACUUUUGACGAUUUUCUGCAAUCAUCAAUUUUUUUUUUCUCUAACCCACAAGUACUACAGUUAACGGAAAGAUGUGUUAUUCCUGAAGCUUUUGACUGUUUAUUGACUGAUAUUUUGAGAUAAAUUAGUAUUGAUUCAUCGUGGAAGAAGUUUAUUAUUGCUUAUGACAAGUUUUUCGGAAACUGUUCUUUUGUGAUGUUUUGAGCGUUUUUGGAGAAAAAAAAAUCACUGAGUUUUUUCAGUCCAAAGUAAAAUAGGUGAAUUUCUGCAAUAAACUAAAAAUUGUCACAUUUUUCGUCCGUUUGCAAAGCUUAUUGUAGAGCUAUUUAGAAUUAUAUAGGUUUAGAUCAAAAUUUUCUUUGCUUCAUUUCAAAUCAGGCAAGAAACUGCAUUUGCGGGUCAAUAUUUAACCUAACUUAAUGAAAAGAAGCCUGGGAAAUCUUCAAAAAGAUGAUCUGGCUGAUAAGCCAAACAGGUACGUUUCAGGAUAGAUAUAAGUUCGAGAGGAAAUAAAAAAUUGGAUCGUUAUCGGCUCACGUCCCAUUACCUCAAUACCAAUUUGUCCAAUUAACCUGAAAGUACCUUUUCAAGAGGACGCGCCGUGGCAGUAGUAGGGGUAUUGCGCAAGGAAAAGGGGCUCGAGAAGAUCGGAUUUUGGGUUAAUCCUGGUCAUUUCUGCGGUCAUAACCAACAUUCAUCCCCACGGAUUCCCGAUUACUAAUUGCUUGCCGCCCCAAUUGAUUGGGUCAUUUCAUUUUCAUUUUCAUUCGGGAUGCGAAAGAGAAAAGAGCCCAAUCAUCAAAUGGUACUAUUGGCAAGAUUAAUUUGCAGCUUUUGGCGUCGAUUGGAGUGGAAAUUGUUGGAUGGGGCUUUAGGGUUGAAAAAGGCAUUUUCUUGGGUUUUGAUGGUUCUUUGUUUGGAUUCGAACAAGCUUGAGCAUUUAAAAAAUUUUUUAGGUUCGUCUCCUACUCGGAAAUCGAGCUUCAGUGCCGUGGGGAGGACAAUUCCAUAUUCCCGAUUAUGACCUCAGUGGCCCAUAAUGGUUGGUUUUGUUCAAGAAAUUCAAUGAAAAUCAGAUCUUUUUUUGGUCUUUUUAAAAGGUUUUGUUCAGUUUUCAGAGAGAAUCUUGUUUCUGAGAGCCGCGAAUAGGGAAAAAAACACAAAUAGAAAUUGAAGACUCGCUUUUCAAAAUUUGGAAAAUCUCAUUUUCAGCUGAUUUUACGGUAUUUUUUUCGAAAGUUCUUUCAUUGGUCUGAAUUUUGAAAAUUCAAAUCCAGAGGAAUAAAAAUUCUGACCGCCUAGUCCUUGAUCAAAUAGAAGGAAGAAAAAAAGGGGCGUGGCCAGCGAAUUAGAGAUUUUUUUAAAAUUGAGCGGCUAUAGUUUUUUUGAAAAUUCUAGUCAACUGAUUAUUUUUUUCAUAUAAUUUUUUUCAGGAAGUCUGUUGCCCAAAAAGUCAAAAAAAUCAAUUGAAUAAUCAAUUUUUUUUCUUUUUGAAAAACUAUGGGAAACUGUAAAUUUUUCCGAUUUUAUUGCUUAUAUUCAAAGGGCCGCCAAAAAAACUAGAAAGUUCUUUGAUUUUUUUAAGAUUUUAACAACGUUUUCAAGAUUAAAAUUUUUUUCUCUUUUUUUUCCAGAGACCGUCUAGAAAAAAGAACCUUCCUGAAACCGUGUGAAUUUCUGUCAGUUGAGAAGAUUUCGAAAACAGCUUUAAGAGUUCCAAUUUUGCUCAUUUCCAGGAGACCGCUUGAUCGCGACAUUUGCCCAAUCUUCUACCUCCAAGAAAAGUUUCCUCUGCGCCUACUCGAUGCAACGGAUCAAGCUGACCUACUGGUACAACGUGGACAGAUGUCGUGGCGGCACGGAUUCCAUCAAAUUGCCGCACAUUGGAAGGGACUCCAAGUGUCUCAAUGUUCGUGGUUUGAUAGGAAAAUGAUGUGCAGAGUAUAAAAUUACAAAGUACUGGGUAUGCGAAUAUAUGAAAAGAAGAACCCUUUAUCCGGUUGGCAAGGCUCCAACAAUAGGCUAGAAAUCAUGAGGAUUGAAGAGAAAUUAGAGAAACGAGAGUUGUUCUAACUGUCUGACGUCUCUUCAAAUGACUUCCUCUCUCGCCUGCAACUAUCCUAAUCAAAUAAAAAGUUUUUUUUGAAUCGUUUUUUGUUGUUUAAAGCUUUUCCCGAUGCAUUGGGGUACUUCAUAGCUGACCUCGAGCGAUUUCUUCACUUAUGACAAGAUGUCGCUGCACGAAAGUUGUUUAAGAUUGGGCGCUUUACGACUGUAACGUUGAGGCAUUUUUUUCGAUGUUUCAGUUAUUUAAAACGGAACUGAACUUGUUUUGAGGAUUUAAAAAAAUUAGAAAAAUUUUUUACUUGUACAGGUAUGAAAUUCCAGAAAGCCCACUUGCCCCUGGCCGAAGAUACCUGCGAACUCGGCGUUGGUGGUUCCAUCGAGGCCGUUGAAAUGGCGAUUGAAGAGUUCGCGGAGAACAUCACGGCUCUACUGCCGGUCGAUAGGAAGGUCCUACUCGUUGGCACCGAUUCCGGACAGAUUAUCAUGGUUGGUUUGGGUGGAUUGUUGGAAAAUAGAGGAUUUCUAUCCCAGUCAAUAAAAAAAACUGAUAAGGUAAAAAAAGAGGGAAGUGACUUUUUAAAGGUUUUUUUCUAGAGAAUGACAGAUAUUUUGGAGUUAUUUUGAGAAUUUUUUCAUUUUGAAAAAUAGAAAAAAAUUUCGAGCCUUUUUAAAGCGAACGUAGAAUAGUAAGAGGUAUAGGUAGGAUUCGAAAAAGUUAAUUUUUUCAGUUUUUAAGGAUGCCGGCUUUUUUUUUGAACGGAAACACAUAAAGAGAAAAUAGUUUUUUUUUUUAAAAUUCCCCUGCACCAUCUUGUAUCGUUUCGUAUGCAUUUUUUGCUCUCAAAAAGCUUUCAAAUAUUUAUCGAAGGUCAGAAAAGCCAGUCUCAAAUGCGCGCCCACACACAAUGAAAUGGAGUUGUCAAUCAAAAUUCGACGUUUUUUCUGGGGCCACAUACAUCUUUUCCCUUUUUGGUUGUUGCUUGUUAAGCCGGUCGUGAGAAGGAGGAAAUGAAGAAAAAGUAUGGGUCAAGGGGGAUUAUUUUUGAGGAAAAUACCGUGAAAGUCUUUAGGAAAUGAGCAAAAAACCUUAAAAGUGUUCUUAAAAAGUUGAAAUUUAGUGACGCGAAUCGGACGGCUCGGAGCACUUCUAGGGAUCACCUUAGUAACGUAAAAACUCUUAAGUGAUCCCUUAAAUUGCUCAGAAACGUCCGGUUUUCGUAAAAGAUUUUUAGAUUAUCCAUGGAGCGCAGAAGCGCGGAAAAUGAUAUGAGCAUCUAAAAGUUAUUUUAUUAUCGUUGGAGCGCGAAAUCUCGGAGGAAAUAGCCGGAACCCAUCUCAAAAAAGAAAAACACGAUUAUACAGAACGCGCUUUUUAUAAAUUCUCACAGUAAACCGACAAAAAUGACUAGAAAGUCUUCAAGCUCAUUUUUUUCCCGCAUUUUUUGCUUCUUAAAUUUGUUGUCGAAUAGCGGCUCUUUUUUGUCAACCUAUUCUGACCCAAAAAUUUUAUGGCCUUUGUUAAAAGUGAAGAAAAAAAAACUCUCUGCUUAAUGGAAUGUAUGAACGCUAAUUUGGACUUCAGAUGAAAUGGCACGAAAACGAAUUGGCCGAGUACGGGCGGAAGGACGUCGGCGAUGACGUCACGGGCGCCGAAAUCAGGAAGAUGAUCCGCGUCGACGACCACGUUCUCGUGCAGUUGCCGCGUGGGGUAAGCUUCUUUUCGGGAUUCUAAGGGGUCACUUGAGGGGCUUAUAAGGGGGAAGUUGAGUGAUUAAAGCUCUAGGCGAUGAUUUGAGCAGGUUAAGCUUUGUCUUAAUUUUUUGAGUUAGGAACAUUUUCAAAUCGCUCUAAGGGUCACUCAAGGGGUAAAAAGAAUUGGUUAAUUAAAGUCCCCAUAUGUUCGGGUCCAGUAGCAGUUUGGGGGAAGCUUCUUUUUGUAAUUUUGAGUGGUCACUUGAGGGAAAUUCAGCGGAAUACACUUGCAGGCGGUUUUGAAAAAGUACUUUUAUUAAAAAAAAAUUUUUAUUUUUCUGAAGGUGUCAUGAAAGAGAAAAUGAUUCAAGUAGUCACUAUAGAGACAGAAAAUAUUGUAAUUGAUUUAUAUCAAUUUUUAGGUGAAGAUUUGUAGAGGGAGAAGUUUUUUUUUUAGAUGUUUUUGAAUUUUCGAAGAGAUCACUUAAGGGGCGGACAGCUGAAAUAAUUUCAAAACUCGAUUUAACCGAUGUUUAUAACAAGUUUAAGUGAUGCAGCAUUUUUUUCUGUCCAGAAUUUUAUGAAACAGCCUUUUCAUGUUUAUUUUAGGUUCAAGUUUUAUAAAAAAAAAGUCAUUUUAAUUUCCGGUUGGAUUUCCUUGAAAAUAGGUCGAAGUAUCCUUUAAUGUACCAAGCAAAGAUUCUGAAAGCCUCAAGCUGCAUUACUUUCUAGUUUUCGAAAGAUAAGGGCUCAAAGUCAAAAAAAAAACCCUCAAAAUCCGUAAAAUAGGCUGUUUAGAAAAUUUGAGCCCUUAUUCUUCGAAAACUAGGAAGUUUUGCAGUUAGAGACUUAUAGAAUUUUGUUUUUGGUCCAUCAAGGAACUUUCUGGCCAAUUUUCAGGGAUUUCCCAACCAAAAUUUAAAAUUACCUUCCUUGUCAGGUAUGAGGUGUACUUUUCCUAAAGACACACCGACGGUAUCGUUUUCUUUGUCAAUGAGUCGAUGAAGUAGGAUUAGCGCGGACCUGCCAAAAGGGCCUCCUUUGGCCGAGAAAGAGAGGGUCCGUUUGGACUCUGAACCAACCUAAUUGUUAUUCCUACGCCCGUCCUCCGCCCUGCUUUUGCUUGUCUUUUGGCGGUUGUAUAUUCGGGACGCCUUGGCUUUAUUAAUUGGACACCCCACGCGAUGAGGAGUUAGAGAAGGAGCCUUUUGAGGACAAUUCGGGGGCUCUUGAAAAGGAUCGAAUUGUUCUUUUGACUGGAAAAUUAUAGCGGAUAUUUUUUAAAAAGUGAUUUUUGUGGUUUUGUUGGUGAUAUUUUAAGGUGUGGUAGUGAAACUAAAUCCAUGAAAAGUUUGAAUUUUCGAAAAUUAUAUUAGGUUUCCGGGCUACUUCGAGUUGAAAUCGAAAGAUCAAGAUUUUUUUAAGAAAGCCUUACAAUUUUACUGAAAAAAAUUUUAAUCUAAAAAUCUUUUUUUCAAAAAAACUUGAAUUUCAAUUUUUUUCAUGAAAAAAACAGGUGAAUAAAAAAAUAAAUUUUUUUCAUUUUUUUGAAGGCUUUGAAAAAUCGCAAAAAAACAAUGUUUUACAGAACUUUCCUUGCAUGAGGAAAUUUUCCUUUUUUUCCCGAUUUUUUAAAUAAGUUCAUUUUAAAACAGUAAAAAGUUGAAAAAACUCUGAAAAACUCAAAAAAAUAAAUUUAUCAAAAAUAUUACCAAAAAGUGAGCGAUAUGCGGAAAACUGAACAAAAAAAUUGAAAAAAAAAAUCACGAAAAUUGUAUUUUUAAUAUAAAAUAUACUUAUAACAGUCUGACCUGUCUGCGCUCUCUCUUUUCUCACCGUCGAACGUGGAAACAGCAGGAGGAUAGGAGGUAGUCGGUGAGAGAAAAGAGAGCCCAUAGAAAUAAGACUGUUUCAAGUUGUGGAAUGUGAUAUUUCUCAAGUACUCAAUCUCAAGCUUUCUGAUUUUUAGUUAAACUUAUUUUCAUCUUGUAACGGCAAAAUCGUUCUUGUGCUGUUGGAAAAACUCCUCAAAGCUGUAAAUUUUCAAGAUCCUUUGUUUGCCUCCACAGAAACGCUUUUUUUACACGCAAGCUCUAAAAAUAGCUUUUAGCUGAUGGAAAAAUGGACAAGAUCAAAUGUCACUUUGGCGCCAUUUAUGGAGAUGCUCCAGCUCAUUUUGCAUACGAGCCGAGUAGUGUGUGAGCCAUUGAAACGUGUGGUAAACAAUGCGAGGAAGCGACUCCGAUCCAUAUUCCUUUUCGGGGGGUCAUCUCUCUUAUUUCCCCUCACUCAUUUGCACCCAAUUAAUAAACGGAAACUGACCAAAUUAACCGAGAAAGGAAGUUGGGCGGUGUUGUUUUUCAACUCUACAGUUGAAAGAUUGGAAUUAGCUGACAGGAAUAGCGGGAAAAAUCAGGUUUUUCAAAGCUAAAUUCGGGAAAAGUUAAAAAAAUCGAAUUCAUUUUCCAUUUUUAUCACGAUAUUUUCAACUUAAAAUUUACUUUCAAUACUCUUGAUCGAAAGAUUCUUAAAAAAUUUGAGAAAAACGUGACUGUUUUCAAAUUUUAAUCAGAUAAUCGAAAAGCUCACCAGAAAGACGCCAGUUGGGGUUGAUUAGCGCUUUUUUUGGUGCAGGUUAAGUUUUUUUACGCAUAGAAAUUUUUUUCAAUUUUUUUCAUUUUUGGUUUUUUUUUUUUUCCAAGUUUUACAGUUACAUUCUGUUUGAAAAUUUCUUACUGCAAUUUUAGAAGCCUUUGAAGACCUAAAAUCACACCGAAAACGGCUUUUAUUCCCGAUAGUUUAGUAAAAUACGUCCGUGCUGCUAUAAAUUCAUUAAAAAUUUAUUUUUGAACAGAGUAUCUGAUGAAUCGUUGAAUUAGGUGGAAUAUAGUCUUUUGACGUUUUUUGCGUAAUUAUCUCAUUAAUUCGAAAAAAUCCGAUUUUUCCUGAAUUUUUCAAAAAUUUGCUCAUUCUUAAUGAACUCGCAUAUUUUCUCAUCGGGCGAAAAAAGAGAUAUGCUGGAUGAAGGAGCUGUAAACCGCGUGCUGAAGAACGAACGUGUGAACGGCUCAUAAAGUAUGAUGAUGUGGAUUUACAACACGACGACCCAAAAGCCAGUCCUCAUCGGUUAUUGUGGCGCGCAGUUGUCAAAACAUACUGCGCAAGAUGGAUUUUCUUGUGAGAGAAGAGCAUCAGCUGGCUUUACGAGCACAGGAUGUGCGCCAGGAUAUAUAUUGUCAGAUUGGGUUUUGAUUUGCGAGAAUGUUGGUCGAAAUUCGGGAUUUUUUUGAUUUCGAAAUAGUUUUAUUUAUCCAUUAAUCUAAAUCAAACAAAAAAAAAAUACAAAAGACAGAAAAGGAAGCGGGGUAAUCUUAGAAAGAACUAUGUAACAGGUGACUUAUCGGUUCAAUAAUUUUUGAAACUUUCAAACAGAUCAAAUUAGAAGUGAUAAUAGAUGUAUUUUCAUCUGACAAGUUUCCAGUUGCACUUUUUAAUUUUGCUGAAAAAAAUCUUCAAAAUUUGCUUUUUUUCCAAGUACAUUUUUAUAUUUUUUCACGUCCUCAAGCUGUGUUCCUCUCCUUCGAAAAUAAAACGGAUAUUUUUUUAUAUGUUUCGUUUUUCAAUUAAAAUAUGAACUUUUCGAAUUUUAGAGUCAAAGAAAGUAGCUUAAGCACCUUGAAAUCAAAAAAUGGGCAGAUUCAAGAGAUAUAAACUUUCUGAAAAUUAGAAAAUUUCGCUCUUUUUCUUCAUAAACUUCGGAGACUGCAGAAAGGUUGAAAGCUUCAUUUUCUGUAUUUUCAGAUCGUGAAAGAAGAAAUCGCGACAUGUGCCCACCACAAAACCUGUGGAAGUUGUCUCGUUUCGGCGGAUCCCUUGUGUCAUUGGUGCCACUCGACUUUGACCUGUACAACCUCGGCCAGAUGUUCCGUUCCUUUGGUGGGGUUUCAGGAGAAAUAGAGUAGAUUCAUACGAAGGCUAGCCCGCUCGAGGCAGCCUCUCGAACUUUUUUUGAUUUUUGGAUUUUAUUUCAUUUUUAAAGUUCUAAAUGAUAAGUUUUUAAAACAAUAGGUCUCUUGAAAAAAAGCUUUGAGAGCAUUUUUUUGAAAAAAAAAAGAAGAUUUAAGGAAGUUCGACUUUUUUUAAGCUUUAAAACGUCCUAACAUUGAUUUUUAACGAGUAAAAUGGAACCGCCUCGAUUUAUUUGAAAGUUUGAAAAAAAAUGUAUUUCGAGAGAUUAUAAUUGGUUUUCGUACUUUACCACUUCUUCUCACUUUUCGAAAUCUCCUUUUUCAUUUUUUUCAUUCGUAGAAUUUUUUCCGACAUAAACUAGGUGUGGAUUUACUUGAUCUCGUUUUUUUUCUUCUUGAAAACUGCUUUCUCUCAACUUUUUGAUAUUUUUACAGGAUUUUUUUUGACAUAACUCUAUCUCAAAAACAGUUUUUAGAUUUACGAAAUCGAAAAAAAAAACACAUAAAAUAUAAUAAUUUUCAUUUCCAGUCCCCAAUUUGUCCUGAAACGGAUGGAGCGCCGAAGCCUGACCAGAUUUCCGUAAAUCAGACGGCCCUGAUCACGGUUCCGAUUCGACAUUUGCCACCACCUAACGGAUUUGUCAGUUUUUGAGUCUUGAAUGGUGAAACGGAAGAAAAAAACUGAUGAAAAAAAGUAGGAAAUUCCCAAAAAUAUUUAAAAAAAGGAUUGACGAUAGGAAAAAUGAAUGUCUUUGAAUUUUUUUGCUUUUUGUUUUUUGGGGGGAGAGGGGGGCGGAAUAGCUUUCAGCUUUAAUUGUGUUAUUACAAGUCUUAGAAAAGGAAAAAAAUAGACUUGGUAAUACUGGGAAGGUUAAAAAAUAAUUUGGAAUCUCUUUUUCCUAAAAAUUUCCAAGAGAAGAUUUUUUUCCUCCGCUUUUUUUAGGCACCCCUUCGCGGAGAUUUUUCUUGGCCCUUUGUUAUAAUUUUAUUUUUUACAGUGGAUUUUCGACUUUUUUAAAGCUUUUUUGUGCUCCAAACACUUUUCCUAACUGUUUUUUGACAAAAAAAAGUCUCUGAAAAAUAUUUUUCAAAGAAAAUUAUCCGAUUUCAGUACUAUCGCUGUUGGUUUGGCUCUGAGGCUCGCACGACGGCGAACUGGACGGAAAACGGAGUCGUCUGUCCGGCGAACGUCUUCUCAACCGAGAAAUUCUACACUUUGGCCGUCACGACGUCGUUGUCCACGUCUCCUAUCGUUGCCCAUAAUUUCAGCGUCUAUGAUUGUUCCACCUUGAAAACGUAUCAUUCAUUUCGCCUUUUAGAAGUUUUGAAGUGAUCAUUUUAGGUGUUCUCAAUGUUCUUCCUCGAAAUGGAGCUGUGAAUGGUGUCCGGCCGUGCAGUCCUGCUUGAGACAAGAUUCUUGCUCUGGGGUGGGUUUUCGGGAAGAAGUGAUUGUUCUUUAGAGAAUAGGGUUGAAGAAAACAGGAACUUCGUUUGACAAUCUGAGAAAAAAACUUGAAGAUUGAGAGAAAACAAGAGUUUUUAGAAUAAUGAUCUACAGAAAUAAAUUUUGAAGAUUCCGAAGGUUUUUUUUUGAUUUUUAAUAAAAGACAGAAGAAAUGAUCGAUCUUCAAUGACCAUUUUUAACUGAAUAGAAAAAUACAGUCCAAUUGAACUAUUUUAGAACUACAAAAACAAUUUUUUUACAACUAUUCCAUAAAAAUGAUUGAAACGGUUCAAAAAUAUUCAUUUUUUUCUCAUUCAAACUUUCCUGAGAUUCCAUCUUUUCAUUCAGUUUUCAACAGUUACUACAAAUCGAAACAAAAAAACCUUUUUUUGUUUUCCGAAAGUGAUAUUUUUUUUCGUAUUGAGAAAAGUUUUUUUGCACUCUCUUGAAAUUUUUAGUUUGAAAAAAAUUUUUUUAUAAUUUCUAUUGGAAAAAAAUAAAAAAAUUUUUAUCAAAAAAAUCUGAUGAUAGGAUUUUUUUAGAAAUUUCAACUUCUAGUUAAAAAAAUUGAAUGAAAAAAAUGGAAAUUUCAAGAAAAACUUGAAUGAGAAAAAAAGGAAUAUUUUUGAAUUCAAGCGAUUUCAUCACUUCGUAGUGAAAUAUUUAUGAGAUAUUUUUUUGAAGAUAUUUUGAAACCGUAAACUUGAUUAGAAAUAGGCUGAUGAAGGAUUUUUGAGAAGCUCUCCGGAUUUUAUGGAAAAAUUUUUAUAAAAAAAUGACCAUUGGCUAAUUUUUUUAUCAGGUUUUUUUAACUUUUUUUCUUCUCUAGGCUGAAAUUUUUUUCCUACGAAAAAAACGUUAUCAGCUUUUUUUGAAGGUCUUGAAACGAAAAAAAUCAUUUCUAAGAAUUGCGUUUGAACGAAAAAAAUAAGCUGAUGUAAAAAAAUUACAGGAGUCUUUCAGAAUUUCAAAAAAACCAAUAACUUUUCAAAAUUUCCUCAAAAAGUGCAUAUUAGGCUGUCCAACUUUUUACAAUAUUAGGAAUUUUUCGUGAUUGCUCAAAUUUUUUUUUAAAAAAAUAUUUUUUUCAUUUUCAAAAUUCCCAAAAAAAGCCAUAGAUAAGCUUUAGGGAGGUAUUUUAGUAAUAAGAAGCUUCUUUCCAGCAAUAUAAUAAAUUUUAUAAGUUCAAAAUUUCAGCCCAAAGCGAAAGCUUGUGUUCGACUUUUACCAAUGAAAGUCCCCGUUGCGAUCGGCUCCGAACAAGAAAUCGUAAUCGAGGCUGAGAAUUUGAACUCCUUAAAGUGGGAUCAAGAACAUUUCUGUCGAGUCAACGUCAGCGGGAAGGUUUCUCAUCAAUAGGAACCUAAAAACAGACUCAAAAUUCAAAUUCAGAUGCACAGUUCACGGGCGAAAAUCACGCCGGACGCGAUCCGAUGCGGAAAAUUGACGCUGACGUCGAGAAAUCGGAAAUUAAUCGCGAAUCAAUCGGUGCCCCUGAUGCUCACGACUAACGAGCAAAUUGUCGAUGUCGCUAAUCGUGGGUUUUUAUUCAUACCAAAAAUCCCUGUUUCAAAAUGAUUUCAGCAAAGGUUUUUCUGUAGAGGGAAAGUUACAGGAAACUGAAGUAACUGAGUCUAUUUUUCUUGAACUCACGGAAUUGAACGGCCCAAAUUACUCCAUAAACUUCUGAAUGUUUUUGGUAUCAAAUACUCGAAUUUUAAUGACUUACAACUAGAAUUGUGAUUUUUUAAAGUUAACGAAAAUCCGAAAAUUCAAGGAAUUUUUUCUUAGUUCCUUAAGGCAGCUAAGGUUUCAAUCUUAACAAUCAUAGAUUUUUGAACAUUUUGGUACCAAACAAUCGCAACAUGAGCUUUUCCAAGCCCGUGUAUGAUUUCUUACUAUUUACCCCAAUUUAUAAAUUCAUUUUGCAGUGUCGCUGUACUCGUGCUCGUCGCUGGCGAGCGACUGCUCGAGCUGCCUGUCGCUGUUGCCGUCGCUGUCGUGCGGCUGGUGCCAGGGCCGCUGCUCCCACGACUGCCACCACCUCAAGUACACGGCGUGCGACCCGCCAAAGAUCCUCCAUGUUCGCUCCUGCUCUCAUCUCUGAGAAAUUCAAUGAUUCCAGUUCGAACCGACCUCCGGCCCCGUCGAAGGCGGCACCAUCCUCAGUAUCUACGGAAAAGACUUGGGGACCUCCAUCGAAGACGUCCGCGGAAGGGUUCUCGUUGCCGGCUCAAGAUGCGAAGUCAUCGAUUACAAGAUCUCGAAUUUGAUCGUUUGCCGCCUUGAAAAGGUGUCUUUUGAGAUUUUUUGGACGCAUUUGGAAUGGCUAGGACUUGUCGAAAAAAGUUACAAUGUGGCGCAUGUUCACGGGGAUUCAUUUCGAACAAUUCUAUCAAAUUUGAAAAGAAUACGAAAAAAAAAAUAAAGAGAAUCUGGAAAAGAAUCAAAGAAUUUUUCAAAAAAAAAUAAACGAGAAUUCGAUCAAAAAGAAGCGUCCUUUGAGCUUUUUUCGGACGCAUUUGCAAUGGCUCACACCGUUACGGGUCAAAAUUUGUGCCAAAUAAUGUCGGAAAGGGUUACUGUAAGGCUUUUUUGUGUAUGCACCCCACUAAAUAAGAUCCUUUUUGAAAUGAAAGGACUUUCCAAUUUUUUUGACUACCUCAAAAAAACAAUCGAUGAAAAUUUAAAAAAACAGAAAAAGACGAAGGAAAAAUCUUGACAUAAAAGAGAAGAGAAAAAAAUUUUUUUCAAGCAGAAAUUUUUCCUGAACUUUUUAAUUUUAUAGGGAUCUAGCACUUGAAAUGGUUCAAAAAUCUGUUUAAAAAAAAUGAAAGGCCAUGUUUUGGUAGUGAAACCUUCACUUCAACGGUGAUAUCCAUGAAAAAAGAGCAUUUUUCCGGUUUUUUUUUUGCGUUUUCUUAAUAUUUCUGUCAUAACACUCAUUUUCAACUCAACUCUCUCAUAAUUUUUCAAUUUUUGACUCAGGGAACUGCUUCUGGACCCAUCCGAGUUUCCGUCGGGCGGACUUCCAUCAAAACGGCCGAAUCGACGUCUUACUUCUCAUUUGUUCAAGUCUCCGUCUUCUCGGCCUAUCCGCUCUUCGGACCGAUCUCCGGAGGGACGAAAAUAUCCCUCUAUGGCCAGAACCUCAAUUGUGGCACGAAUACCAGUGUUACCGUCGGCGAUUCUCCGUGUGGCUUUGUUGGCGAGGUGAAUAAUGGAUUCAGUUUGAAAAAGUGAUGGGAAAGGUUGAUAUUACUCUAGGGAGAAGCUUAAACUAAUCUCUGAGAGGAGAAAAAUAAAUGAAUAUUUUAUAGAAAAAGUGAAGCUUUCUGCUCGAUUUUUUCAUUUUUUCUAACUUAUUUGGGUAAUAUUUUAAUCAUUUCCUCAUCCGAAAAAAAAAAAAACGGAAAGUAGUUGGAAUCUAUAGAAGUGGAACUAGAUCCAAAACACUGAUUUGCUUGACUCAAACUAUAAAAAGUUUAUAUCAUAUCAAAAUAAAAUAAGAAAUAUCUUUCAGAGCAACUCGACAUCCUCGCUGAUCUGCACCACCCCUGCUGGCCUCAAAAUCGGCAAAUCAGCAAGGGUCGUGGUUCGAACCGACAAGUCUACAGUCACCUUGGAAACUCCUUUUGAAUAUCGACCGGAUCCGGUGGUCACCGGAAUUUAUCCACAUUCUACUUUCCGUUCUGGCGGCAGAACUGUUUCCAUUCAGGUGAAUUUUGAACUCGAAAAAUUUAAUUUUGCAUUUUUUUUUAAAUGCAUUUUCCAUGACUUGAAACCUUCUUUUCGCAUUGAGAAUGGCUCAAGGCGAUGAAAAUUUAGUUAGCGUUUUGAAUAGUGCUCUUUGCGCAAGUCACUUUUGGUCGGGUGUAAUUUCAAAGCAGUCAAGCCAUUCCCAGUGCGACCAACUUCUUUUACAAGUAUUUUGAUAGAUUACUGUAAGAGCUUCAUAGGUUACUGUAAGAACUACUUAUAGAUUACUGUAAGAGCUACUUAUAGGUUACUGUAAGAGCUUUAUAGGUUACUGUAAGAGCUCUAUAGGUUACUGUAAGAGCUAUUUAUAGGUUACCUUAAAAGCUACUUAUAGGUAACUGUGAGAGCUACUUACAGCUUACUGUAAAAACUAUUUAUAGGUUGCUGUAAGAUCUUUUCGAAACAGAUUUCUUUUCGAUUCAACUAAGGCUAUUCUUAAGUUUUUAUUGGCUCUAUAGAGGAAGUGAUAAUUUGAACUUUACCUCCUCGAUGUACUAAUUUUUACGACUAGAAGUCCAUAAAUCACUGUAUGGGCCUCUUAACACUGUUUCGUUACAAUUUGUUCUUGAAGCUUACUGUUUCUUCCUGAAACUUGACAUAGUAAAUUUGAAGUUUGUCAAGUUGUUUUUUUCCAGGGAAUCUCCUUGGAUUCUGUGGUGUCUCCGAGAAUGUACUUUGUCUCCUCGACGAUCCCACCGUACCACGUCGUCUCUGAGUUAUCUUCGUGUCAAGUCGUCAACGCGACACUGAUGACCUGCCAGACGCCGAAGAUCCUGGAGAAGGCCGCAAAUCGGUUGGAGUAUUCUAGGUCUUCCGUGACGUUUGUAGUUCUUUUUGAACGUCCUGAAGUUUCAGAUUCCCUGUUGGAUUCGCCAUGGACAACGUGACAAGCGUCCAGAACUUGGGCCGAAGGAUGGAGAUGAACGUGGCGCCGGACCCGCAGCUCGCGCCUUUCAAAGGUACAGACGACUAGGAAAUAAUUUGGAAAAAUGGAAUCUUCUCGUCUUUGAAGUUGAAAAGGAACGGACAUUUUUUAAAAACCUUCAAGAUCAGGAGGAUCGGAAGUUUAGUUAGCCUUGGGAGUUGAUCUUUUGAGCUUCUCAAUAUUUACAAAAAAAUGGGCUAAGUUGCACUAAUUAUGUUAACAGUAUCCAGGAAGCUUCAAAAAACCGGUUUUAGACAGUUUAUAGUGAACUAUGGUUUUUUCCCCUACCUUCCACCUUUUUUUCAGGCAUCAGACUACACCAAGGCGAGCAGCCGUUGAUCCUCGAAGGAAAUCAUCUUAACCGAGCCGCUGAGCCUCACGAUUUCAAAGUCUACAUCGGCUCGGAACGUUGCUACGUGACGCUGGUCGAUGUCAAGCAGUUGGUUUGCUCUGGGCCCGUUCGACAACCGGCCGCUACUGAUGAGAAUGGUAAGUUAUAACAAUUCGGAUUUGACCAAACAGGCCAUGUUUCUCUGGGAAAAAAAAAACAGCUUUUAAGCUUUCGGUUACUAGAAAAAAAGAAGGGUUGCUUCGUGAACGAAAUUUGUAUUUCAGUCAUUUUUUACUAGUCGAUAACUGGCAGGCCUCAUAAAUAAAUGAAUAAAAAGGAAAAAAAGGCGCUCAAAAAAAUUCUCUUGAACAGAUUGUUCUCUUCUGAAUAAAAAAAUAUCGAUAUAAACAUUUCGACAGAUUUUUUUAUUCAAGAAUAAGGCAUGUUGACUGUAAAUUGACUGUUAUCAUUUUCAAAAAAAAAAGUCACAUCUCAAGCAAAUAAAAAGGUCCAUCUUCCAAAUUUCCAGGAAAAGCUGUCCUUGGGUCUCUUCCCCUCGUCACUGUCAUCGUUGGAAAUGUUCGGACGGAGCUUGGAUUGAUCGAAUUUGUCGAUCAUAAUUUGUCACUCCGGCUCUGGAUCAUGGUACUUUUAGGCCUUGUUAAUAAUUAGGAGAAGCUCAUCUACGACUGCUCACAAUACUGUGCAAAAUUCUUUAUAAGAUUCUGUUUUUCAAAACUACGGGGGCAAAAAUUGGCUGGCCUCUCAUUUUUGAACGCUCUCACAUGUAGGAUAACCUAAUGAUUCAUUCAAAAGGCGAUUUUCGAUCUAAUUUCGAAUUUUUACAUUAUAAAUCGUCAUAAACUAUAAUCUGACCAAUUUUUAGGUCAUUUGAAAUAACUUCGAGAGAAAUUUUCCUGCAAUUUACAAAAAAAAGGGCUUUGAAAGUUGAUUUUUUUGGCUUCACGAAUAAAAAUCAAGCCACCUUGAUUGCGAAUUUUCAAAAAUGAAUUUUUUUUUUCUUUAAUAAUUCUGACCGCAUAGAACUAGGUAUUGGAAUUUUCUAAUAAACAUAUUGCAAAAAGCUCGAAAAGGCUAUAAAGGAAAUGAAAAAAAAGGUGCGAAAGUGGUGAAAAUGGUGGUAGAGCGAGUGUGAACGAACUCUAACUUUCGAAGAUUUGAGCUCUGAAAGUUCGAACAUAAGUCAUGAAUCUCGCGGUUAUUUAUUCUCUAACUUAGGUCGCCACCACUUCAUUCGUCCUGAUGAUAGUUUUAUGUACGCUGUGUGUGAUUUGGAAGAGAAGACGUGCCGAGAGAGAAAGAGACUAUCGGAAAAUCCAGAUGCAAAUGGAGAGCUUGGAGAGCACUGUCCGGAAGGAGUGCAAGCAGGUAAAAAGACAUAUUAAUCAAAAAUCACUUCCAUUUUAUAGGCGUUUGCCGAGCUCCAAACAACACUCGCCCCGUCGCCAACCAGCGACGACGCGCCACUUCUUCCCUUCUCGAUGUUCGUCGAGAACAUUCUCUGGGCCGACGGCAUGACCAACUCGACGCCGACCCUUGGACACACGCUUCCGGUCACCCUGGCUCAGUUUCAUACGCUUCUCACCUGCAAGAACUUCAUCUUUGCGGUGAGGCUUUGUAGAAGAUUCUGCGAAAAAGGGGUUGAAAUCAGUCUGUUCCACACCCUUUUUAAAAAAUCUCACACGGAAGCUAUUUUUAUAGCUGAUUAACGGCUGGCUUGAUCCAUCAAACAAAGAGUCCUGACACGAUAAUAAAAGAGACAGUGCCUGUUUGGCGGAGGGCGCAGACACGCCACGCCCCCUCAGCGUCCCAAGUUAGCCGUGAAUAUACGCCUGGAAAGUGUCCGAAAUUACCUUUUUCGAAACUCAAAAUUUAAAUUGAAACUUACGUCAAUGUACCAGGUUAAUGGUCUUGAGGAUCUCAAACUGAACAGUUCUUUAGUUUUCGGAAAAUUAGGGUUCAAAGAAGUCUCAAAAUCCGCAUUUUUUCAUGAUUUUGUUAAUUUUCUAUGACUUUGAGGUGCUCAAAAAAAGGCUAAUUUUGCAAGUUUCAAAUUUUCGAAGUUUCAAGAUUCAAUAGAGCUUCUAAAAAUAAGGAGAUUUCGUCUCUUUUCCACAAAUUUCCUAGUCGCCUAAUAAAAAAAGACCCCAUGCGAGGAAACUCAUAGAAAAUUUUGUUUUAAUUUUUAAAAAAAUAGGUUUAUUCAAUGCAGUUCGAAAAUUUUCAGCUGGAAAGGUGUAUUUCAAAAUAAAGACUUUCUCGACUCUCAUUUUGCAAAAUUAGGCUUCCAAAAACUCAUAGGAAGACUUAAAAUCGUCUUUACAGUUGGUCGAGGUGGCCGAAUCGGACAUGUCGAUGUCGCCUGGAGAAAGGUCGAUGCUCUCCUCCCUGCUCAUCUCGGUUCUGCUCCGGAACUUCUCCUACUGUACUGACGUCGUCAUCGACCUUCUGAGGGCUCAUAUUGCUAGAACUGUCCAUGUGAGCACAAAAAAUCGAUUCUCGAAUCCGAAAAACUUCAGGCCAAAAACGCCGAUAUGUUGUUCCGACAAAGCGACUCGGUGGUCGAGAAAAUGGUGGCCAAGUGGAUGAGCAUCUGUAUGCACGCCCACAUUGGAGGACAGAUCCAGUCUUUCUAUAGCUUGUACAAGGUUGGGAAGGUUUUCUUUUAUUGUUACGGUUCAGAAAAAAAUUGAAAAAAUGAAAAAGUUUUAAAAAUGGAGUAGUUUACACUGGUUUUUGGGCUUCGUGGGAAAAAUCUGAGUCGACUUUCAUAGAAGGAUUCUCUGGAUAAAUUUCCGGGACAGGCUCAGUUUUUUUCUCUAGCUUUUAUAAGGUUUAAAGAAAUUUUUUUACAGUGAAAGUUUUAAAAAAAGUUCAAAAAAAUGACUAGAUUUGAAAAAAAUUGAGAAGUUUGCACUGGUUUCUAGGCUUCAUGUGGAAAAAUCUAUGUCGGCUUUUCUCAGAAUAAAUCUCUAGAAAAAAAUUUCCAGGACAGGCCCAGUUUUUCUCUAGCUUUUAUAAGGCUUAAGGAAAUUUUUUUAAGUAAAGGUUUUGAAAAAGUUCAAAAAAUGACUAGGUUUCAAGACUUGAGUACCUUAGUUUUUGGGCUCCAUGGAAAAAAUAUGAAUCGUUUCUAAAAUUCUAGAAAACUUUCCAGAACAAAACCAGUCAUUCUAUAGCUUGUCUAAGGUUUGGAAAAAGUGGUCGCAUUUUACAGGAAAUCAAAAGAAAAUUAUCCGUAAAUGACUUUGGAAAUUUUUAGCUCAGAAAAGGAGUUGAGGCGCCUUUAGACUGAUAGAAAAAUUCUCGAUACGAUUUUAACUUUUCAAUUCAAUUUAUUCAGUCUUCAGAGUAAGAUGUAGAAAAAAUAUGCUGAAUCAUGGUAUUAUCGAAGAGUUAGUCGUCGGCGCGGGUUACGGUCCACAAUCGUUGUCCAAUAAGUCCUGACGUGACAGCGUUGGGGAAUUGGUAGUACCAGCGAAUAAACUGCUUCACCAUGUUGGAACAGUACGGCGCCCAGCUUGUCCAGGGCUGACGGGCGCCGGAAUAUUAUCCCAUCAGAGAGCGGCAAUGAGACCGACUAGUCGACGUGAUGAAAUGAGAUAAUAAUCCUAAUUUUGACUUAGAUUCGUGUUUUUUGAAGUUUUCAGAACAAAAUGAGAUGUUCUGGAAAUACCUGAAGAUUCAUAGUUAAGAAAAAGAGUAAUGAAAUUUUCGGGAGAACGGCUAGUUUUUUAUUGAAUCCUUGGGCCGAAUUAGCUUGAAAAUGAAUCGGACUACUUUUUUCAACUCGAAAUGCUGUCGAACCCAAAAUUUGUAGAGCUCUAUCCGUGAAGUGUAAGAUUUAUUCCUUUUUUUUCUGAUUUUCUUUUUUUUCCCGAAAAACGGAAUUUUUUGGCUCACAACUGAUCAGAUGAAAGCUUGAAAAUGAAUCUAGGAUCAUUUUAUCAACUUGAAUAUUUUUCUAAGCCAAAUCCAUUAGACUUUCUGUAUUUUUUGUGAAGUAUAGAGUCAUUUCAGUCCGAAAUCAAUUUCAGGCUCUGAAAUAUCAAACGGAGAAAGGACCAGUGGACGCGGUGACCGGCGCGGCUCGAUAUACCAUCAACGAGUCGAAAUUGCUCCGGGAAAGCGUCGAUGCCGCCACAAUUGUACUACUGAAAGCCUGAGAAUCUCUUGGAACCUUACGAAUCUUCAGACGAUCCGAGUGAGCCCCCUGGAAGGCGGCGAAAUGGCUUCCGUCGACAUCCACGCCUGCGACGCCGUCUGUCAGAUCAAGCAGAAGGCGAUCGACGUCAUCUACCGCCACGUCCCUCAUUCGCAGAGGCCCUCCAUCACGCAGUUCGACUUGCGUUCGUUCAUUUUCUCUUUAAUCAAAAAAAAAAAAAAUAUUUUCAAUUGAACAGAUGGUUUGAAAAAGUUCUCACAGGAAAAUUUCUGGAUAGGACUUUUGAAUGUUACUGGUUAUAGUCAUUCCUUCCCGACUUGAAACCCAUACAAUUUAUUGAAAAACUGUCGAGAAAUGAGAAAAAAGGUCGGCUCGUAUUGGACCUCGGUCUGAAAAUCUCAAUAAACCGAAUGUCGAUCACUUUUUUUUCCUAUUAGGAAUCUUGUCGACUUUUCAGAACUGCAAUGUCCUCGAAAUGGCGCCUUGGCGUUGAACGACGUUGGCGACUCGGAUACGCAGCGGAAUGGCCCGUCGAAACUGCGCACCGCUGCUGAUUACGGUCUGGCCAAUGGAGCGUACUUGCAGAUGACGCCGGCCUCCUGCAGGAUGGAGUGUUAUCGAAGUGAGUUUUAUUACUGGGUUCUGAAAAGAAAAACAGAAAAAGAAAUAUUUUAACGUUACCUAAUUGAUUUUGAGGGGUUUUUCUUGAUCCAUCUUCAGUAAUUUUCGAAAAAAUGGAGGACAAAGAUUUUCAAAGGAAGAUCUCCACUUUAUUCGAUUGAUUUUUGUUCUGGUAUCGAUUCAUAGAAAAAUUUUCUCAGGACCAGGUCAACGAAAUACAGUUUUUCAAGCUGUUUAUGAAUCUAUGCUUGACAGAAGUUGUGAAAGUUUUUGAAAUAAGUUAUGAAUUUUUGAAAAAAUCGCAUUUCCUCCAAAUGCAGUACAUGGUCAUGGGGAUCAGAUCUUGGCUCAAAAAUGGAAAAAAAAAAUAGAUAAAUAGUUGGUUUUUCGGACUCACCCUGGCCAGUUCUAUCUGCAAGCCAAAAAUAAGCUCAGUCGAGUUAUUCAUUUUUGAGUGGUUAUAACAUUUUUCAUGGACCUCUUUGAAACUUUUCGACCUCAGAUUUGGAAUCAGCGUUCAAAACUGCAUUUGGCAACCUAGUUUUCAUUAGAAGUACGAGGUCCAGAUCAUUAUUCUGAAUUUUUCUAUCUUCUGUACAAAUUCGACUUCAAUUUGAACGAUUUCCAGACUCCCUAGCCGACUCUGGGCAAUCUUCCUGGUCUUCUCUCGACCGAUUUUCGCCCGUCUACUCCCCGUCGCAGUACUAUCACCUCACCAACCCCUUGAGAACCUUGACAAUCGAUAAACGGAAAAAGAUCGACGACAGCAUCCCGAAAUCCAUCCCGGAAGUCUACCUGACACGGCUGCUCACCAGCAAAGGCACCGUUCAAACCUACGUCGAGGAUUUCCUCGAAUCGGUCCUUUAUAUGGAAGACGCGUCGUUCCCGCCGAUCCUCAAGUAUUUCUUCGAUUUGCUCGAUCGGGAAGCUGCUACCAAUGGGGUUUGUGAUCUGAUUGAACUUUAGAGGGGCUUAGAAAAUGCUAUGGUAUCAAAAUAAUCAGAAGAUUUUCAUUAUUUCGAGAAGAAAGUUUAUUGAUUGGUUCUAAAAAAAAUGGGUUCAUUGAUUUUAAAAAUCGGAUUUUCUAUCUAUCACAUACUUUACUUGAAAAAGGCAUAUUGAAAAAUCCGAUUUUCUAACUUUUAAGCUUUUCAAUGCCGCAACGCGUAAAUCGUUUCUGGUCGGUUGAACUUGGCGAGCCAUUCCCGAUGCGACCAGCUUUUCCUCAUUUGCGGGGAAAUGAUCAUGCAAAAAUUAUGAAAUCCUGAAAGAGCUCAAUAUUAAGAAAGUUUUAAGAAUGAGCUCAAUUUUAACUCAAAAAAAUUCGCUCAAAAAAUUUUUUUUUGAAUUUUGAUAGCGCAAAACAGGAAUCAACUCAAUAGCGACUAUAACUUAAAAAUCGAUUUUUGAAAUUUUCCAGGUUUCGGAAUCGAUGUGCCAGCAGUGGAAGUCCAACGGUUAUGUCUUGCGAAUCUGGGCGAAUUUCCUGAAAAAUCCCCGACUUCUCUUCGACAUUUCCGACUCGGCCUGUAUGGAUGCGAAUUUGAGUACCGUUGCUCAGACUAUGGUUUGAAGAGAAAAUUCUGAAAAUCGAUAAAAUAAUCGAUUUUUCAGAUGGACUGCUUCUCGUUUUCUGAACCCAACCUUGGAGCUCACUCACCGUCGUCGAGAUUGCUCUUUGCUAAGGUAAAAAGGAUCAGAAUUGAAGAUUUAUAGCAAAAAAAAAAGAAGUUUGGAAUUCUGAAUUUUUGGAUCUUUUUGGAGCAGAAUUUGAGCAAAAUGCUCAUUUUGGAUAUUCGUUGAGAAAUCGGUAUUUUUAAGAUGAAAGUACCUUUUUUUGGUAUUGAAAUAUUCAAAGUUGUUUGCAGGACGUCGCCCGCCUCAGGCCACUUUCCAGCGACCUCUUCCGGCGCAUCAAAAGAAGUCCACCACUAUCUUUUGAUAACUUCCGAAUGGAAAUCGCAAAUGUUGCGAAUGUAAGCUCACAAUUUUCUACAAAAUGAAAAAAGAAUAAUGAUUCCAGGACGUUUCUACUUGUAAAGGAUCGUCAGUUGCGCUGUCCGAAUUGCUCUCUUGGGUCAGGGGGAACGGAAUUCGCGUCACUGAGGUAUACAUUUUAAGUUUAGGAACAUAAUGAAGCAUCAUAGAUAAUUAAAAAACCUUGAGAAUCAGUGUUUUUGUGGUUAUUCAAAAUGACUGAAGGGAUGAAAAUGCGCAGGCCAGAAUAGGCGUGGUUACGUGAGAUGGGUUCUCCUAGUGGUCCCUUAGGUGGCUGAUUUCGAGUUGAGAUAACUAAAAACAAUGUCUUUUUCUUUCCGAGGCUAUUUAGUAAUUAUUUUGAAGUGAAAACUUAAAAAAAACUUACAAAAUUUUUUUUAACUCUGAAUGUAUGAGUUAUGACGUCAUGGGCUGCAGUAUUAUUUAUGACGUCAUAAACAGAAAUCGAAACUAGUGACGUCAUAUCGUCUUCACAACGAUAAAUAACUUCAAGUGUCCGUUUGAAAACUUAUUCCUCUUUUAAAAAAAUCUGAAAAAAAAGGUAAAAAAGCUUUUGAACCUGAUAGGAAGACGUUAACUUUUUUGGAAAGGAAAUCGAAAUAAAUCUACCCAAAAAGGUGUUUUGUUGUUUUGUUGAGCUCUUUUUAUUAAUUUAUAGGAGUUGACUCCAUCAAAUCUACCAAAAGAUUGACGUUAUUUGGAGUUCCGAUCGAAAUGACGUCAUAAAUUUCUGGAUAUAAACUCUAUUCGAUAGUUUAAUCUGAUUACAUCAAUCGAUUCGUCUUAUUGUCAGCUUCUCAAUAAAAUAAGUUGUCAACGAAUCGAGCUUCAUCUAAAAGCUUCAAACUUGUCUUUGUUUACAAGUCAAUAUUUUGACAAGUUAUCAGGGAUUGAGAUAUAUCAUUGGAACCGUCUCAAGGCACUCUCUUGACUGACAACGGUUUCUUCCGAUUUUUAAGAAGAUUCUAUGAAAUUUCUGGCGUCAUAGGUCGCUUUUAUCGAGUUAUGAUUCGGCUUAAAAAUUUUGCUAAUAAGUUUGAAAAAGCCAAGGCGAUUUGAAGAACGCUUAUUCACCUCCAAACAAAAGCCCUCUUUGAUAAAAUCAAUGGAACCCAAGUUGAAAAAAUCAAUUUCCAGAUUCUCUCGACGGAUUCGGAAGCGUUAGCCCAACGAUUGCCUCAACGACUUUCCCAAGUUUUGAACGUUUGCCUCGAGCCUGAACAUAUCUACUCGACAAUCUCCGACUAUCAAUAA
Caenorhabditis auriculariae is the source of this 34524-nucleotide messenger RNA. The record is from the annotation of a GenBank genome assembly. NCBI's taxonomy places the organism in Eukaryota, Metazoa, Nematoda, Chromadorea, Rhabditida, Rhabditidae.